AUGGAAAAGUGUGAGAAACGUAAAGGAAUGAUUUCCUCUGAAAUGAAAGAGAAAGGAAAAUUGUCAUAUGACUGUGACAUCUGUGAAAAGGUUUUCUCUCUCAAAUAUUGUGAUAUUUGUGGUAAAUCAUUCUCUGAAAAUAGUGCCUUAAUAAAACACACACGUAUUCAUACAGGAGAGAAGCCAUAUCACUGUGAUAUUUGUGGUAAAUCAUUCUCUCAAAGCACUCACUUGAUUAGGCACAAGCGUACACAUAUAGGAGAGAAACUGCAUGAAUGUGAUAUAUGUGGUAGAUCUUUUUCUCAACAUAUUCACUUAAUUGGACACAAACGUAUUCAUAGUGGAGAGAAACCAUAUCACUGUGAUAUCUGUGGUAAAUCAUUCUCUCGAAGUGGUUUGUUAACUAUACAUAAACGUAUUCAUACAGGGACACCAUAUCAUUGUGAUAUCUGUGGUAAAUCAUUCUCUGAAAGUGGUGACUUAAAGAAACACAACCGUGUCCACACAGGAGAGAAGCCAUAUCCCUGUGAUAUCUGUGGAAAAUCAUUCUAUCAAAAUAGUGACUUAACAAAGCACAUACGUAUUCAUACAGGAGAGAAACCAUAUCACUGUGAUAUCUGUGGUAAAUCAUUCUCUGAAAAUAGUGCCUUGGCAAUCCACACACGUAUUCAUACAGGAGAGAAACCAUAUCAUUGUGAUAUUUGUGAUAAAUUAUUCUCUCAAAGUGAUGCCUUAAAGAAACACAUCCGUAUUCAUACUGGUGAGAAACCAUAUCGCUGUGAUAUCUGUGGCAAAUCAUUCUCUCAAAGUAAUGACUUAACGAAACACAAACAUAUUCAUGCGAGGGAGGAAGAAAAAGGGCAGCUUUUGUAGUUGAGAUUUUUUGUGUUUUGUUUCAAUAUUUACUUUCCCUGGUGUAAGGACCCCUUAUACCAAAAACUCCUGACAACCCUACACAUUAUUCUUUCUUGAAUAUCACAUCCUGUAAUUUCAGAGAAAAGGAAAAGAAUAUAUAUUUUCAAGUGGGUGGCUAGAAUAGAUGAUGGCUUUGGUUCAACCAGCUUACCUGGGGGUCUGAAAGAAAAAUGUUUUCAAAGUGAAAAAAUGUGUUUUUUUUUAAUGUCAAUGGAAAAGAGAAGGAAAGAAAGAAGAAAAAAUGUGUUUAUAUCUAUACAGUUGGUCAGUUCUUUCGAUAGAAGAUGACAAGUUGAUUCUUGGUCUGUAAAAAUGGCAAGACCAGGUGGUUACUGUAAGGUGGGGUCUGUUUUGAUUAGGAAUAAUGAAAGUUAUUUUUCAAAAAAUUGUCUGGACUCAUUAUCAUCAUCAUCAUCAUCAUCAUCAUUGUCCAAUGCUUGGUUCCCAUGCUGGUAUGGGUUGGAAAAUCCGGAUGCAAGAAUGUUUCUAUUUAUGUAUAUACAUACACACACACACUUAUGCAUAUAUCUUAGGGUUCCAGAUGGGUUUAUAAGGAAGUUGAUGUGAUUUGCAUAUUUUCAGCCAUUGAGUUUCGGGGAGGAUUUUGCUAUGAAGUGUUGUUCCAUAUUUUUUCUGAAGAAGGUGUCAUUUCUUGGGCAUUUAUAGAAGGGAAGGAAACGAGAAACUUAUUAAACAAAUACUGCAUAAGAAACAGUAAACGCCAAGAGAAAAAGCUGAAAAACCAACUGACAAGAGCAAAAUUCUCAUCAGAGAAUGAAACCGAAUUCUUCGUGAAAGAAUGUGGAGAUGGUAGAUGUGGGAUCUGCAGUAACGCCAUCUACAAAUAUAUAGAGAGAAACAACCAAAUCAAAUUUAAAAAUUGACACACAUUCAAAGCAAAUGCAAACAUGAAAUGCAAGACAUAGAAUUUAAUAUAUUGCAUAACCUGACCCACGUGCAAUGAGAACUAUAUAGGUGAGACUGGUGAUUCUUUAUGCGAACGAGCCAGAAUUCACAGACAACAUAUCCAACAGGGAGAGCUACAAACAAUUCUACUAAGUAAACACUUGGAAACAUGUGGACAAGGAAGAUUCGAGAUCUUUCACUUUGGAAAUAUUUUUCUUUCACAUCCCCUGGUCAGCUGGCCCAACCAAAGUAAGCAUCUGUUCUAGCCACCUACAUAUAGAUGCCAACUUAAAGAAUGCCACAGUGCUGAAAUAUGCAGAUGACAU
Messenger RNA from Octopus sinensis (East Asian common octopus), 2147 nucleotides. Its product is annotated as zinc finger protein 239-like. The transcript is spliced from 3 exons. The record is from RefSeq and is a predicted model, not a curated record. Lineage: Eukaryota; Metazoa; Mollusca; Cephalopoda; Octopoda; Octopodidae. The coding region runs from base 1 to 873 and encodes 290 amino acids.